Amaranthus tricolor (Joseph's coat) is the source of this 2262-nucleotide messenger RNA. RefSeq lists its product as uncharacterized. NCBI's taxonomy places the organism in Eukaryota, Viridiplantae, Streptophyta, Magnoliopsida, Caryophyllales, Amaranthaceae. Bases 346 to 1842 code for a protein of 498 amino acids. Gene Ontology annotation, molecular function: zinc ion binding. The transcript is spliced from 8 exons. The record is from RefSeq and is a predicted model, not a curated record.
GCACAGUUCAUAUUCACACAAUUAUAUUUAGUCCAACUCAUCAAAUAAUAAUCAUCAUCAUUGUCUAGGGGUCAGUCAUCCAUAACAGCCAAUAUAUGUUUGUUGUUGCCCCCUCCCCUAAAAAACCUCCAUUAAACCCCCCCUCCCCGCUCUCCUUGCUUUCCUUCUCCCUCUUUCUCUCUUCUCAUCCUUAACAAUCUAUACACAAAAAGGGUUUGUUUGUUUGUUUUCCAUUUCCCAUCAUUCUUACAAUAAAUCCUUAUAAAGUUUCAACCUUUUUAACUAAAUUAGUUCAAUUCCUUAAGUUUUGUUUUUGAUUAAUUAAGCUCUUCAAUUUGAUGAAACAUGGGAACUGAAGAAUACCCACAUCAUAAACAAACUGAAAAUCUCCAUAUUCCCACAAUUCACAAUCAACAGAUGGUAGAAUCAACUGAAAUAACUGAAGAAUGUCCUCUUGGGCAGCGCAAUACGCCACCACCACAGAGCAUUGACGGGGAGAUACCAUCACAAAGUGUGCAGGACUCCCCGGAGGAUUUUGUUAGGAUAAACAUUCUUCCAACACCAAAAAGAGUCAAUUUUACACCUAUGAACAGCCCUGGCAUUGCGACACUAAACGAGUCCUCGAGCUCUACCAUGCGUAGGGACAAAUCUUCAUUCAAAAACCUACUUCCAAGACUUAGUUUUAAGUUCAAGAAUUCUUCUUCAGAUAUUGUGGAUGCCGCCAUUCUAGCCCUCGGAUCUCCCUCUUCAGUUAAAGGGGGGAGACCACGAAUGACUAGGACAUUUUCUCUUUCGAAACUAUUUAGUACACCGAAAGGAAAAAAAGCAUCGUCUUUGCCUGUAACUCCAAUUGCACACUCUAAUCCAGGGUCUACUCAUGGAAGCAAUAAAGGCAGGCUCCAAUUACCUAUUCAUCGUGCGCAUUCUGUUCCAGAUCUUAUCAAAGAAGGGAGUGUACGUCGCUUCGACUCCCUUGGUGGGAUGUUCCGUGUAAUUCCGACAACCCCACGAGUCAAAGAUGGAACAUUAACAGCAUCUAUUGCAACUCUAAUUGAUGCAGAUGAAAUCGAUGAUAAUGGUGAGGACAUUCACGAAGAUGAAGCUGUUUGUAGAAUUUGCUUCGUUGAACUCGGGGAGGGCUCAGAGACACUCAAGAUGGAAUGCAGCUGCAAAGGUGAACUUGCUUUGGUUCACCAAGAAUGUGCUGUUAAAUGGUUUAGCAUCCGAGGUAACAAAAUUUGUGAAGUAUGCGAGCGAGAAGUUCAAAACCUUCCUGUUACGCUUUUACGAAUUCAGAAUGCUCAGGAUUCACAGAGAAACCGUGGAGAGCAGGCUGAGUUAGCUAAUUUCAGGGUUUGGCAAGAUGUUCCGGUUCUUGUGAUUGUAAGCAUGCUUGCUUAUUUCGGUUUCCUCGAGCAGCUUUUGAUUAAGAAAAUGGGUACAGGUGCCAUUGCCAUCUCGCUUCCGUUCUCUUGUAUUUUGGGUCUUCUUGCAUCCAUGACGUCAACAACGAUGGUUGGAAGAAAAUUCCUUUGGGUAUAUGCUGUUUCACAAUUUGUUAUGGUGGUUGUCUUUGCUCAUAUUUCGUACUCCUUGCUACACUUGCAAGCAGUGGUAUCAGUCAUAAUUGCUACAUUUGUUGGUUUCGGAGUUGCAAUGUGUGGAUGUUCGAUUAUCUUCGAGAUACUGAGAUGGAGAAGGAUAUGGCGAGCUCGAUCAAACACCGAACCUUCUGCAGUCAAUGGAAUUUCUGCACCGAUAUCUGAGACAACACGUAUAACACAACCGACUCCAAUUCAACCCGAACUCAUGGCAAACAGACCUAGCUCUCCUGGAGCCUAAUUUGGUUUAUAAUGUGCUACAUAUAUAAUGCUGCAUUUCCCUAUAAGAGGUGCAUUUUUGUUUAGUAUACAUAUAUAUACUCCCUCCGCUUUCGUAAAUUUGCUGACAACAAUGACAUCUUGUGAAUAAAUAUGUCAUUGUCAGUAGCAAAUUCACAUGGAUCGAGGAAGUAUAUGCAUAUUAUAUUAUACAUAUAUAUAGGACGAUGAUCAUGUGAAACCACUUAAAGGGGUGAAAAUUAAAAACUAAAAACAGGAGUACGUAUUCAGCUUUUAGGGUACAUUUGUGGUUUUUCGGUAAAUAAGUGUAAUUUUUAAAUCGGGGUUACAUUUUAAGUGUAGGGGUACAUAUUUUUGUGGAAUUUUUGUAAAUGUUUUGAAAACCUUAAACUCAAAAAAUAUAAGGAUCCCUUACAUUGAA